AUGACAAGCAGCGCCAUUGCGCACACUACAGCAAACGACGCAGCGCCAGAGAAGCCGAAUUGGUCCUCGACCGGCUCGCUCGAGACGCAUGAUGAUGGUUCUCACAUUCUGCACUGGUCAGACUGGGAUGCUGGCAGCAGUAGCUGCAGCAGCAGUGCAGCAACAAGCGAAAACAGGAGGGAGGUGUUCUUGGCAUCUCUGAGACGGUGCAUGACCAGCACUGGCUUCUUCUACCUCGACGGCUCUCCCCUCGAGGCGCUCAGGGAAGAGCUUUUCCGCGUAACGGCAGCCGUCUUCGCGUCGCCCGCGUCAGAAAGGAAUCAAAUCCUCAUGGUGGACUCGCCGCACUUUAGAGGCUAUUCUCCCCUGUACGAGGAGCAAACGCAGGGCAAAGCGGAUCAGAGAGACCAGAUCGACUAUGGACCUCAGGUUGAAGGAAGACCCAAGGCGGAGUUUGCCCCUCAUCGCCUGUUGGGCCCCAAUCAGUUCCUCCCAGACCACGUCCUUCCCGGCCAUCAGUCCAUCAUCCUGCAGUAUACAAGGAGAGCUCAAGAGCUGUCCGAUCAGCUCACAACCGCUCUCGAGCUUGCCCUCGGAGCGCCACAGAAUGCUCUGCACCAGUUCAUGAAGAGCGAGCAGAACGAUUCGUACUUCAGAAUGAAGACCAUCAGGUAUCCAAAUGCCCGUGGUGGCGGCGAUCAGGGAGUAGGUGAGGGCCAUCUCAGCGUCGACUUCGUGUUCCGCAAGCCUGCCCUGCGGGAACGUUCUGUGCUCACAUGCUGCCACCACUGCACCGUCGCAGGAGCGCACAAAGACGGAGGCUGGUUGACUCUGCUCGCCACGACGCCGGCCAAAGGACUGCAAGUCCAACUAGCAUCGGGCGACUGGGUAGACGUGCCGCACAGAACUGGCGCAAUCAUCGUGAAUGCCGGUCAACAGAUCGAGCGAGUGACGCGAGGCCUUCUAGUAGCAGCGACCCAUCGCGUCUUCGCAGAUCCCACCGUGGGCGAACGCCUCUCGGUGAGUGCUGCGCUCUUCGAGACGCAUACAUACUUGAAUUCAAGCGAUGACUGACAGGCCCUUUUGAUACACGUUCUAAAGGCUCCCUUCUUCAGCAUGCCCGCGCUAUCCAAGGUAGUACGACCGCUACCUCUAGACUCGCUCUCUCCUCAGUUCAGAGCCGCUUUCGAAGCUGCCAAAGCAGCUAGAGGCGGCGACGAUGUAAAGAGCGACGUCCCACGAGGAGAUUUAUGGGGUGGCGAAGAGGAGCCGUUCGGUAAGCUCGCUUGGCGAGGCAUUACGCGAAGUCAUUGUAAGUGCGAAGCGGCAAUGCCCCUGUAAGAUCUUGCCCGAUCUGGCUCUCUAACGUUGUGAACACUUGCAAACGUCCCUCGCAGCUCAGGUCGUGGAUCGAUGGCAUCGAGACGUAGUUCCUCCUACUGCAUCUUAG
Messenger RNA from Ceraceosorus bombacis, 1450 nucleotides. The record is from the annotation of a GenBank genome assembly. NCBI's taxonomy places the organism in Eukaryota, Fungi, Basidiomycota, Exobasidiomycetes, Ceraceosorales, Ceraceosoraceae.